CACCCAUCCCCCUUAUCUAUCCUUCAUCAUCCACCCACCCUCAAACCGAGCCCAUUCAACCACUUCUCCCCUCCACCGGCUCACGCCACAGCAUUUCCCUUCCUCUCCGGCCACCUGCGUUUCAGGUGAUCCUCUCCCUCUUGCCAGCCAUCCUUCUGCGGCUGACCGGAAAAGUGAAAAUCACAGGGAGGAGAAGGAUCUGGAACAAUAUAUAGUAGCCAAAGUCCAACUAUGGUUUCUCGUUAAUCGAUCCCAAGGCGAGUAAUACACCAUGUUUUACCUCCGGGUCCACUCAGUUGAUGUCAACCAUCCCAUCACCAUUGAAGACGCCGAGUUCUUUACCAACGCCUCCCCGUCGAACCCUAACCCUAAAUUCAGUGAGAGAAGAGGUGCAGUCUACCUUUAUCGGAGCACAUCGCAAAGCUCGCUUCCGAGCCCUAGCUCUCGAUCCACUUCCCUCUUCGUCGUCGCCGUCCCCAACUACCUCUCCACCCUCGACUUGAUCCGCUUUUGUGGGACUCACAUUGACAACAUCACUGAGCUUCUCUUCCUCAGGAAUGAUGGAAUGGAGGAUAGGUAUAGUGUAAUGAUAAGCGUAAUUGAUCAGUUGGCAGCUGAUAAACUCUACAAUAGCUUGAACGGGAAGCGGUUUUCCCCUGCUGAGGCCGAGGUUUGUCAUAUACUUUUCAUGCUUUCUGUGGAGUAUACAGAAUCAGCAGAGAUUGCAAGCACUCCUCCCCCAGGAUUCACAGAGCUCCCCACUUGUCCAAUUUGCCUUGAAAGAUUGGACCCAGACACUAGUGGCAUCCUCAGUACCCUUUGUGACCAUUCAUUUCAGUGCUCCUGCACUUCAAAAUGGACCUAUUUGUCCUGCAUGGUAUGUCGGUUUUGUCAGGAGCAGGAUGAGAAGCUAUCCUGUUCUAUCUGUGGAAGACAAGAUCAGGUUUGGGUCUGCCUGAUUUGUGGUUUUAUCGGGUGUGGAAGAUAUAAAGAAGGGCACGGUAUUCAGCAUUGGAAGGAUACUCAGCAUUGCUAUUCCCUUGAUUUAAGAACACAGCAAAUAUGGGAUUACGUUGGUGACCGAUAUGCUCAGCGCCUGAACCAGUCAAAGGUUGAUGGCAAAGCAGUUGAGAUGAACUCUCACUGUAUGUCACAUGAAGGAGAUUGUCACACUUGUGAAUGUGGUGAGGAUUCUGGAAUUAGUGGGGCCAUUUACAGCAGCAAAGUUGAAGCAAUUGUCGAUGAGUACAAUCACCUUCUUGCUACUCAGCUAGAGGCUCAAAGACAGUAUUAUGAAUCCCUACUUGUGGAGGCCAAAAGCAGAAAGGAUAGUUCUAUUUCUGAAGCAGUGGAGAAGGCUGUGACCUCUGGGAUGCAGGAGAUCCAAAGUAAACUGGAAAAGUUCACAGAGGAGAAAGAUGCUGUUGCAGAGAUCAAUCGAAAUCUCAUCAAAAACCAAGAUAUUUGGCGCAAAAAGAUGAAAGAAUUUGAAGAGAGACCAAUGGCACUAAAAUCUCACCGAAGCUCCUAUUUUGGUUUUAUUCUUAGGGAAAUUUCUCAAUUGAAGUUUAAGGAUGAAAAGAUACAUGAUCUAGAAGAGCAGAUAAGAGAUCUCACUGUUUACAUUGAAGCCCAGAAGAAACUCGGAGACAUGACAGAUUCAGAUGGCAUUAGGGGAGGAACAAUCUUACCUGUUCCUGCCACGCAACAGUCGUCAGCUAACAACAGGAAGCAGAAGAAGUUGGGUCGAAGACGCAAUUAGCUGACAAGUGAGCAAUGCUGGCGAGAAAAAUAGAUAUAUGGCUAUUGGCAAUGAUGACAUGCAUGCAAAGCAGUCACAUAUAAGUAAUUACAUUUGGUGUCAAGAUAGCAUAAAUCGUGUAGUGCACCUGAUUUAAUAUAAAUAUUACAUUUAGUGUCAAAAAAAAAAAAAAAGAUCUGGAAAUAUCCAUAUUUGAGUCCCAUGUAGUUCAGCCACGGAAGUGAUGGUUACAGGGGCAACCACAGGGCAUG
This is a messenger RNA of Rubroshorea leprosula, 2013 nucleotides long. Lineage: Eukaryota; Viridiplantae; Streptophyta; Magnoliopsida; Malvales; Dipterocarpaceae. The record is from the annotation of a GenBank genome assembly.